Metopolophium dirhodum (rose-grain aphid) is the source of this 1872-nucleotide messenger RNA. RefSeq lists its product as uncharacterized. NCBI's taxonomy places the organism in Eukaryota, Metazoa, Arthropoda, Insecta, Hemiptera, Aphididae. The record is from RefSeq and is a predicted model, not a curated record. Bases 309 to 1484 code for a protein of 391 amino acids. The transcript has 6 exons.
UUAUUCCGCAUCCGCAUAAUUUAUUCGACAUUCGAGUUUACUUUUUUGUAGUUUUGUAUUAUUUACUCAAUUCAUCAGGUAUAGGUUUGUAUAUGUUUAUUUUUAAUAGAAAUUUGAUGACGCACGACUCGGCUUGGAAUUUGAUUAUUACUGGUUGACAUUGGAUUCGCGGAGUGUGUCGACAAACUUGUCCUCCUCGGUUUCUGUUUAUAUUUGGCGCUUGUUCAGUUUUCAAAACUCUGUGUUCACUUUAUAAUGUGAGAUCGAGUGUGUUUGGGUGAAACGAAAAAUAAUAGCGAAAUAAUAACAUGAUCACGGUCGGGAGACGGUUAAUACUUGCUGGUCUGAUCGUCGUCACGUUGCAAAUAGGAAAUGUGUCGACAGCACCACCGACUGAGAAAACUGUCAGUCAACUCAUGAUGUCAUCUGCCGACAAGUUUAGCAAAUUUGGUCUGUUGAAUUAUUUCAAAGACCUGAAUCUCGACAAAUUUUGCAAUUAUCCAUUACUAGACGUCAACAGUUUCAAGACAGUAGAAAACGAAUAUGCUUUUCAGUGUUUUUGUACAGUAAUUUACAACGUUAGCUGUGAAUUUGAAUACAGUCUCCUAAAUUCCAUCGACUUAGAAGCAGCAAAAUACACAACUAAUGAUCACAAGUUUAAAGACGAAACCAUGUAUGGCAUGUGGAAAAAUGUGACCAAAAUCUCACAAUCAAUGAAAUUACUAAUGGAUCCAUUAAACAAUGUAACUAAAUGGAAUAAGGUCUGUUAUAAUUUGAAAAAUGAAUUGCAUACGUACUGUAAAUUUUUAAAUGUAGAGGUGUUACUGUUACACAGUAGCUAUUUGGAAAAGUCUAAAACAUCUAUAAAAAAAAAUAUUGCCAAUCCAUCAAAAAACAUUAAAGAAUCAGUUGUUCCUAGUACUGCUAUUGAAGAGCCGAAAAAACCUGAGGGCCUACCUCAAAUUGAGGUUGAUAAAUCUCCUGAAAUAAUCGUAGACAAUACUCAAAAAGUAGUUGAUGUCAAUAAUGAUAGUAAUAAUGAUGAAGAACUUCCUGCAGAAAUACCAAAGGAUAACAAUAUUAACAUUGAAGACGAUGAAACUACUACUGAAGAUGAAAAACAAAUUGAAGAAAUAGAUGCCCAAACUCCGAUCGAUUCUAAACCUGAUUCAAAAUCUAGUGUUGAUUAUCCUAAAGAGAGCGACGGUACCAUUAACCAAUCAGAGACCAAAGAAGUUGUAUCAAGAUUAGGUCCUAAGCCUAAAUUUCCAAAUCGUGCGUUUGGCGAUACAGAAGACUCACAUUUCCUUUUCUACUUCAGCAUAAUGACUAUACUAUCAAUGCUGUUUUAUUUAGCUCUAUACAAUAAGAAAAAAAUAAUUGCACUUUUAAUUGAAGGACGGCGAAGUACUAACCACCGAAGGCGACCAAAUACUUCUAGUUAUUUGAAAGUAGAGACUGAUGAUGGAUCAACUGUGUUUUGAUGAAACGUAUUAUCUUCAGCGAUUUAUAUUGCAAAAACUAAAUUAGUCUUAGACUCUCAAUGUUGUGAUGUUGAGUGGUUGUUGAUUGAAGAAUUUCCUAUAACAAUUGUCAAAUUUUUAAUGGGAUAUAUAUUUUUAAGUUAGAAAAAAUUCUGUGAUGAAAAUUUGUAUAUAUAAAUUUUACGACUUUUUUAGGAACCUUUAGCUUUUAUUUUGAUAUUAAUUAUAAACUGUUGAUCUUAACUUUUUAACUGUCCAAAAAAAAAAACAUGAAUACUUAAAUUUGUAAUAAGUUCAUAGUUUGUCUUUUUUAUUCAACAAAAAAAAAGGGACAUUUUAUACAACAUACUUAAUACAUCUCUAUAUAUAAAAGUAAAAUUAUCAUCUA